CAAUCAAAGAACAAGAAGAAAAUAGUAUAGUCGAUUAGUAUAUAUCGCGGACAUAUUAAUAAUUAUUUUAAAUCUUUCUCGAAUCGAUUCUAAAAAAGUAUAAUUGUUAAAAAUAUUUCAUUAUUUUUUAUUUUAAGUCGAAUGGUUGCAACGGAAGAGUGUUUAGAGUUUUACGCGGAACUUAACCUCUCAACUGUCAAAACAACGAAUUUAGUUGGUUAGAUUGAUUAUUUUUAGAUUCUUUUAAUAUAUUUUAAUAUGUCUCAAGUAUAUGACAAUUAUUACAAUGACUAUCAUAAAAAUGCCGAAAUGCAACAAAAUUUAAAAUAUAAAAAGAAAUAUCGGAAAUUGAAAAGAAUUGUGAAGGACACAGUUUUUGAAAAUGCAGCAUUAUGCGAUCAAGUGGCACAAAUGCAAGAAAAUCUUAUGCUUAUGAAAGAAGAGAGACUUUUUCUCCUACGCAAAUUGUGUCAACAACAAGGAGAAAUAGACCCAGGUACAAUGAUGGUACGAUCUCAAUCGAAUAAUCUUAAUUCCUCUUCUUUCAAUUCAGAAUGUUCUACGCCUAAGAAGACAGUAAAGAAGAGAAUCUCUAUGGAUGCCUCGGAGACUAAAGUUAAGCCAAAAAGAUAUAACAAAACAGCAAGAAGAGCAGUAAAUCUAAUACCUUUAGACGUAAAUGGAAGACCUAUAUUUCCUAUUUCGUUAGGUGAUCUUACAGUAUAUUCUCUUGGUGAAGUGGUUUCAGAUAGAAUUGCAUAUCAUACGGAAGACCUCAUUUUUCCGGUAGGAUAUUGUAGUACAAGAAUAUAUGCUAGCUUACGCGAUGUAAGAGCCAAAAGUUUAUACACUUGCAAAAUUUUGGAUGGUGGAUCGAAACCUAGAUUUGAAAUAGUUUCUGACAAUGAUCUCGAUCAAGCAUUGGUAGGAUCUACUCCCGACGAAUGUCAUUCACGAUUAUUAACAGCUAUCUCUCCUGCCCUUCGUUCGAUAACACCAAGAGGAGCCGAUUUCUUUGGUGUUUCUCAUCCUACAAUUCAAAAUCUUAUACAAAGUUCACCAGGAACCCGCAAACUUAUCGCGUACAAGCAACAACGUUUCGAAGUAGGUAAGAAUCACGUUAUUGAAAGGGGCGCUAGUCCUAUGAUAGAAGAAGAAGCAGACCCAGGAUUAGGAUUUGCAGCUCUUCAUAAACACUAUGCACUUUCUAAUUCUUAUAGAAUUAAGGAAGAACCUACAGAUCAUGAUCUUCUAGCUCUUCAAGAUCUACUUUCAUGAUUUUUUCAAAAAAGAAGAAUAAAUGCAUUUUAACUUUU
Molecule: messenger RNA, 1316 nt
Organism: Vespula vulgaris
Lineage: Eukaryota; Metazoa; Arthropoda; Insecta; Hymenoptera; Vespidae
Product: transforming growth factor beta regulator 1
Exons: 5
Coding region: 259-1278 (339 amino acids)
Biological process (GO): regulation of cell cycle
Cellular component (GO): nucleus
Source: RefSeq, a predicted model, not a curated record